GUCACCGGACUGAGAGCUACAGCUGUACCAGAAGAAGUGCGGAGAAGCUGUGACAGCUUUGGUUUGACGGGAGCGCGUGAGACGGGCAGUGUCAGGUUUCUUAAGAUACGACGACUCUUUGAAGCAGCCAGCAGCAAACCCAGAGCAUGAAGAAGACCACAAAUACAGCCCUGAAGAAGUCCUUUGAGGUGGAGGAUGUUGAUACUUCAUCCCAUUCAUCGCCCGGCUCUCGUCGAACAACCAACUCCCCUCACCGUAAUGCCAUGUCUCCCACCAGCAUCUACUACCGCGACCUGGGCACUGCUGCCCCGGCAACCAACAACAACAACCUCAACUACACCCAGCCACGCUCCAUCAUGGGUGGAGGAGGCUCCAAGACUCCUGAGCCCGUGUCGCGCCGUUCUGAACUCUCCAUUGACAUCUCCUCUUCUAGCAAGCAGGUGGAUAACAUCACCAGCCCCGCCUCCAUGCGCUUUGUGACCAACAGCGCCCUGAAACGCCCUGAAGUCCUGGGACACUCCAAGACCCCCGAGAUGAGCCACAAGAGGGAGGUAACGUUUGCCAGGACCCUGACUGACUCCCCGGUGAUACGCCGCAAUGAGGGCAACAAUAAUAACAACGGGAUUACCCGGGCUGCUGAGCAGAAUCACACUCGCAAGUUUGAGCCCCCCAGUCCCGGGGAUUCUCGCAAACCUGAAAUCAGCAUCACCAAAGCUCCUCCAGAGAAUAAUGGCCACCACCAGGCAGUGCAUCAUCCUCACCACCCCAACCCACACCACAACACCAUUGUCACGACCUUCCGCUGCUCAUCGCCCAGUCACGCUGGACGCAAGUCUCCCAACCCUGACAGGUCAGAGUUCAGUCUGAGCCAUAGCACCAUGUCUGAGUCCGCUAAGCCCCACCACCCCAACCCUCAAGCCAAGGGGGAGAAGAGCCAUGGAGGUGACUUCAGCUACGUGGGUAUCGAUGCCAUCCUGGAACAGAUGAGGAGGAAGGCCAUGAAGCAAGGCUUUGAACUCAACAUUAUGGUUGUGGGGCAAAGUGGCCUGGGGAAGUCCACUCUGAUGAACACACUGUUUAAAUCCAAAGUGAGCCGCAAGUCAGUGCAGCCCGACCCGGAGGAAAGGAUCCCCAAGACAGUCGAGAUCAAGUCCAUCAGUCAUGAUAUCGAGGAGAAAGGAGUGAGGAUGAAGCUGACUGUGAUAGACACACCUGGCUUUGGGGAUCAAAUCAAUAAUGAAAACUGCUGGCAGCCCAUCAUGAGGUUCAUCAAUGAACAGUAUGAGGCCUACUUGCAGGAGGAAAUCAACAUCAACAGGAAGAAAAGGAUCCCAGACUCCAGGGUUCACUGCUGCAUAUACUUCAUUCCUCCCACUGGCCACUGUCUCAGGCCUCUGGAUGUGGAGUUCAUGCGGCGUCUCAGCAAAGUGGUCAACAUAGUUCCGGUCAUUGCCAAGGCCGACACACUCACCCUGGAGGAGAGGGACUAUUUUAAACAGACGAUCAGGGAAGAGCUUCGAGUCAACGAGAUCGACGUUUACCCUCAAAAAGAGUUCGACGAGGAUGGAGAGGACAGAAUGAUCAAUGACAAAAUAAGGGAGAUGAUCCCCUUUGCUGUGGUAGGCAGCGACCAGGAGUACCAGGUGAACGGGAAGCGGAUUCUGGGAAGGAAAACUAAAUGGGGCACGAUAGAAGUUGAGAACAUUGCACAUUGUGAGUUUGCUUACCUGCGAGACCUCCUAAUCAGGACACACAUGCAGAACAUCAAGGACAUCACAGGCAGCAUCCACUACGAGACGUACCGCGUCCGUCGGUUAAAUGAAUCCAACGCUCAUCUCGACUCUCACCCAUCUGAUCUUCCUAUUGUUCAGCCAAAGGCCAACGGGCAGGCCGAGGUGCAGCUCGCCGCCCCCCAGGCUAAUGGAGUGGUCGCUCAGCAUGAAGCCUUAACCCAUGAGAUGUAGAAGGGGAAUAUCAGGCACAAAACAUACUCUCAGAUAUGUUCUGUUUACAUUAACAAGCCCACAUGCACACAAAACACACCGAUACACACAGACACGCCGAUGCUGUGAAGACUCCAACUCUAGUCACAGGACACAUGAUGAAGACUAAAUCCCCACAUGUUCCCUCCAUGGGCUGUUCCCUUAUUUUAUGGUUUUCUUUUUUUUUUUUUGUUACAAACCAAAGUAAAAUGACGUCAUCAUUGCCACACACAUACGCUGUUCAGUUCAAUUUACAUUCAGGUUUGUUCAUGACUAAAAUCAAGAUGUCGGCUCAUGAAUAAUCUAAACUAAACUCUGAGCACGACUGCUGGAUUUAUCUUAGUGCAUCCAUGGUGAUCAGCAGAAGGAAAGGGUUUCCACUGUGCAGAAUACCGCUGCAAACCCAGGCCUGUGCAGCUGAGGACACGUGGCAUGAUUUAAAAUGCAGGGCACCAUGAGAUGACUCCAGAUCUGCUCUAAACGUAAUAACUUCAUGCCACUUGCUUGGUCUGCUUUGUGUUGUGGUGUAUAGUAUUGUAUAGUUACUAGGGUUACGCAGAUUAAAAUAUUUAGAUUAGGUUUAUAGUGUUUAUGGAGAAAAUAAAGAUACUGUUGACACCUCCACACUGUGUUUAAAAAAAUAGAUUACAAUGGCAGCGUGGAGCAGCUUGCAGGAGAAAAUGAGUCCUUUUUUCAUUUUUUCCCUGUUGUGCUGGUUUUAAACCCUUUUUUUUUGCCAAACCAUCCCAUCUCUUUCUAUAUAAUACCAGUAGUGUUGUGUAUACAGCCAUGUUGCUCAUUUACUGUUGUAUUUUUAUUGCUUGUAUUAAUGUUCUAAUAUUAUUGUAUACGAUGGGUGUGCAGCUGUUGUUUAUUCAGUUGUUUUGCUCAUUUUUCCGAACUGUAAACCAAAUAAAAAUCUUUUUUUUUUUUAUAUUCCAAAGAGAAGCACAUGUAGUAUACUGAUUUGAUUUAUGGCUAGGUAUUUAAAUGCUUGUUUGAUGUAAUCCAUUUAUUUACUUUAUUCCAGCUGUUGGCUGCCUGAAGUUUGAUGCAGGUUAUUGACGGUGAUAAGUUUAAGUUUGGACGCUGUUAAUUUGUUUUUCUUGCAGCAUGUUUGUACCCUAUAUGCGAGACUGCACUGUGUCUACCAACAAAUGACUUUAAAUGCUAGUGUAAAACCAAUCCUGCCAACACGGCAUUUACGUUAUAGAGCUGAUAUGAUUUCGUCUGAUGCAGAUUUUCUUCAAUCGUGUGGAAGGAUUUGUGCCUAAAAACCUGAAACAGCCAUUGAAGUAACAUACAAAGAUUUUAUCAGCAACUAUGAAUAUUUCAUGUUUAAUUCUUUCAUUUAACAUACACAUGCUCAAAUCUAAUCUAAAUAUAUCCUAAUUGUCCUAAUCAAAGUCAGCAUCAUCUAAAGUCUGAGAAAGUUUUCCAUUAAUAGAUCAUAAAGUAGAGAGAACUAUUUUCUCCAGAAAAAAAGUUAUUGGUUUAAACUUUAACUGUUGUAAAGUUAUUGUGUAAUUUGUCAUCCUACUAUAGAUUAAGGUUUUAUCUUUGAUAUGUUAUCUCAAAGAAUAAAGAUUGAUAUUUUUAUUGUU
Molecule: messenger RNA, 3586 nt
Organism: Melanotaenia boesemani (Boeseman's rainbowfish)
Lineage: Eukaryota; Metazoa; Chordata; Actinopteri; Atheriniformes; Melanotaeniidae
Product: septin-9-like
Exons: 11
Coding region: 147-1964 (605 amino acids)
Biological process (GO): cytoskeleton-dependent cytokinesis
Cellular component (GO): microtubule cytoskeleton; cell division site; septin ring
Molecular function (GO): GTP binding; molecular adaptor activity; GTPase activity
Source: RefSeq, a predicted model, not a curated record